CUCUAGGGGUUACCGCUGUGUCACGUCACUAAGGCAACGACGAAUGACGUGACUCGCGGGAGAACAAACGUUAACAGUGAAUGCCAACAGCGUCGUACAGUUUUCCUGUGAGUUUCCAGUUCCCAGUGAUAUAUCUUGAACAUGGAGGGACAUAACUUGGGAAAGGAAAGGCUCAUAGUACCCACAGAUUUCACCUCACCAGCGGUUUCAAGGAACAUCCAGAAAGACCUGGUACCCCCAUCGCAUUUCACGUCGAGUGUCCAGUUUGCUGGACCACACAGAGGCGUUCAAAUACCCGGCACAACUCCACCCAUUCCCCUGAUAAACCAAGGCGUAACAUCAGCACCGUUAGGGGAUCCCAGUGCUGCCAAUCCAUGGCUUGUCAUUAGUCAGGCCCAACAAGAAAUCUUGGAGCUGAGGAAGGAAAAUCAGAGGAUGAUGUUACAAGGAGAAAGCAUAAGAGGAAGGAUCCCUAUGGAUAACCCAUCAAACCUUAGGACAAGAUGUGCAGAGAGAAGUGAACAGUGGUCCGGAUGGGAGUCAGAGUGGCGUCUUGAGGCAGAGAAGCACAAGGGAGAAGCUGAGAGGCUGAAGAGGCAGGUGAAGACCCUGGAGGACGAAUCAAAGAUAUGCAGGGAAGAGAUGAGAGACAGAGAUGGCACUGUGAACAGACAGAGCCAUAAGCUGAAAGCAUUGCAUGAAGAGCUAUGCAAAGCUAAGACUGAACUCAGCCAAAUCAGAGAGGACCUUGUUCACAACAUUGCACACAAGGAGAAAAUAAGCUCACAGCUUGAAAGACUAAAGGAAGAGUCUGCUGAGGAAAUUUCAAGGCUGAGGAGAGAUGUAGAGAGGAGCAAAGAGGAGGCCCGGGAGCUUGCUUUGAAGGCUGAAAUGUGCAGGUUACAGGCUGAGGAGGAGACUAAACAGCAGACACUUAGACUGUCAGAACAACUGGAAGAAAUGCACAAGAAGCAGGAGGCAGAGUUAAAACAGCAAAAUGCCUCCCAUCGUGCAGAGUUGGACGCAGCAAGGAAAACAAACAGUGAACUACAAGACAAACUUCAAUCAAUGACUUCAGAAGUGCUGCAGCUAAAACGCACUCUGAUGGAGGUAUCUACUGAGAGAGAUGGGCUGAAAGAACAUUUCAGCCAAAUGGGACAAGCUUUUGAGACACAAUCAGCAACACUGCACAGCCUCAGAAAUUACAUCGGCCAGCUUGCCCCAGAGAAAGGAGAGAAGGAGCGAUUAAAUGACACUGUUGAGAGGCUGAACAAAGAGAAAGCAGCUCUUCAGAUGACCGCAGAGCUUCUAACAGUCAGGCUUAAUUCUGUGAAUGAGAUACUCACCCUCCAAGAAGAGAAAAUGCUGAAGAAGACCUCAACAGACCCACUGGUGAAGAAUGGAUCUGAAGGCCUUCAAGUGCUUCAGCUCUGGAGAGAGAAAGUUUUCAAGUUAUGUGUCCAGCUUCGCUCAAAGGACAUUGAGCUAAGAGGGGAAAAGGACAAACUUCUUUCAAAAGUCAGAUCCAUGGAGCAGCAACUUGAACAGGAGCAGCACCAGGCUAGUGUGCUCCAACACACUUUAGAUGACAGGAUAGCUCAGCUGCAUCUGGAGAGAGUAGAAAAGGAGACACUGAAACAGGACUUGGUACAGGCUCACAAGGAAAAUUCACAGCUGAAGUCACAGAAUCAAAAAGCAGAGGCUCAGCUUAAAACUCUUACAGAAGCAGUGCAUAGGUUCAGUCUGGCAUUUGAAGACAAGGUGGCAGAAGUGGAUGCAGCUCAAACAAGGCUCAACACUUUAACCCAGAGGUUAAGUUUCGCUAGGGGACGAGUGGAGACAAUCCAAGGUUUAGUCAUGAGGAGAGCUGCUCUGCACAGAGUUCAUCAGGCCAGUAAACAGGCAGAACAGGUUGCAGACAGCAUCACAAACCUCCAGACAGAGCUUAGUUUGGUGCGUGAAGAGAGAGACAAGCUCACACAGGAGCUCAAAAGAACCCCGGAGCUCAUCGAUAAAACUCUGGCUGAUCUAAAAGAACAGUAUGAGAGCAAACUAAGGCAGCAGCAGCAGAAGCUGGAGCAGAGCUUGAUGGAGGUCCGACAGGCUGUGGUUGGCAGAGAGGAGGCCGAGCAGAGCCUUCAGCAGAUUCAGGCCCAGCUGGAUGAGAGCAAUGUCAACCUGGAGAAAGUCCGCUCUGAGCUGCUCAGGCAGCAGGAGCACAGCGAACACGCUCUGCAGGAGAGAAUGUCUGAGAUUGAGGAUCGCUGUGCUGAGAAGCUCAGAGAGAUGGAAGUUCAAGUCAAUACUGCCAAACGAGAGCACACCAAAGCAGUUAUGACUUUGCGGCACUUUGAGAGAGAAGCAGCAAGGAAACAGGAUGAGAUGAGAGAACAUUUGGGGCACGGACACACAAAGAGGGAUGUCCAGAAUAAACAACCGAUGGAGAUGGAGAAACACAAAAACCUACAGCUGGCCACUGUUGCUGAGAAAGGACUGAUGAGCGAGUACACAAGCACUCACACACAAGUGCUACAAAAUCCUGCUGUACCUCGAGAAAAACCUUCAGAGAGGAGUUGCCACGUGGGACCAAGAGUCCAACUAACUGCAGACGAGAGACUCCUGUCUGUUUUGGAGGAGCUCCAUUCUCUCAGUGCUGCAGUGGUAAACAGCUCUGAGGACUCUGCGGAGGAGGAAGAGGGACAGAAUGACAGCGUGGGACCAUCCACAGGCAGUUCACACAGCUGAUACCUGACGAUGAUUCACUGGAGCCACUGAACACACCUUUAAUUUGUACAGAAGUUAGGGAGUGUUUGUGCUUUAGGAGCCAAAAAAAAAAAACUGUCAGAGGAAAGAAUUUGUUUGAGCCAAACCAUAAAACCAUGUAUUUGAUAUUGCUGCAGCACCAGGUGUAUAAAGCUGUCUAGUGCAGACACAGUAUGCUUAAAUUUAAAUUCUUUCAAUACAUCUUCUCUGUCUGUCUCCAAGAUGUACUCUACAAAUAUUUAUGAAAUCUGCUCAGGCACUCCUCAGCUGAAGUGGAAUGAAAGGUUUGGAUGUUUAUGUGUUUAUGUCAACGUCUAGAGUUUCACUUUCAGAAUUAUCUGUUUCUUUAUCAUCUUACUUGAAGUAAAUCACUUCACGCAGUAAAACUAUGAUCCACACUUCUUUCACUUAUUUUAGAUAAUAGUUCCCUGGUAAAUUGCUCCCAGAACAGCUUGAUUUGUGCACACUGAAUCAAUGAAGUGCUUUAAAGCAUAAGAUAUCAGUCACACUGUAGCAGAUAAGUUGUAUGAAAACACAUUCACAAGAGGACCUAUUUAUAUUUUAUACUACAGAUAAAAUAGGAGUAUUUAUGUUUAAUACAAAUAGCUGAACAGAUGGUAAUUACUUCAAUAAAUGCAAAUAUGUGAGUAGAUUUUCAGUUUCAAUUAGCUUUGUAUCAGAUGGCAAAGAGAAUCCUGCCAGUAAAAAUACAGCUGGCAUAGUACUCACCCUAUUAAUGUGAAUGGGAGGCUGCUCUGUUGACUUCUGUUGCCUGAAGGUUUAUGUUUUUCUUUGUUAUGCGGAGACGUGUGUCUUCAUUUUUGGUGUGACCUAAUAAAGUAUUAUGUUGCUAA
Scatophagus argus is the source of this 3617-nucleotide messenger RNA. It is a transcript of the gene cchcr1, whose product is annotated as coiled-coil alpha-helical rod protein 1. Gene Ontology annotation, cellular component: centriole. The record is from RefSeq and is a predicted model, not a curated record. Gene Ontology annotation, biological process: cell differentiation; protein export from nucleus. The transcript is spliced from 19 exons. NCBI's taxonomy places the organism in Eukaryota, Metazoa, Chordata, Actinopteri, Scatophagidae. Bases 142 to 2745 code for a protein of 867 amino acids.